Molecule: messenger RNA, 1105 nt
Organism: Symbiodinium sp. CCMP2456
Lineage: Eukaryota; Dinophyceae; Suessiales; Symbiodiniaceae
Source: the annotation of a GenBank genome assembly
GAGUCACAUCAUGAAAAUUGCCCACUGGUCGCUUGCCGUUGCGAUCCUGCUUCUCUUAUCUCAAUCAAACCUGCUUUUGGCCCAAGACGAUGUUACCUGGCACGAUGUCACAACAUGGGGUGUAGAAGGGAGAAUUCUCCCGGAUCAAGAGCGUGCUCGCUGGUUCGAUCGAUUACCAGCCUCAGCAGAAGGCAAAGUGACUCCAGCCGUUUGGAGCCUCAGCCGAGACAGUGCCGGUAUGGUGGUACGCUUUAAAUCUGAUGCAACCGAUUUCUGGAUCGACUAUAAGCUCAAAGAUGGUGGCAUCGCGAUGCCCCAUAUGCCAGCCACCGGCGUUAGUAGAGUUGAUCUCUACGCCAAAGACGAUGCCGGCAAAUGGAAAUGGGUAGCGGUAACCAAACCAACAGCUCAAGUUGUGAAGACGAAGUGGAUCGGCGGCCUCGCUCCCGGCGAGCGAGAAUACGCCGCUUUUCUGCCUCUCUAUAACGGUAUCGAUUACCUGAAAAUUGGCGUAAAGUCGGAAGCGAAAUUGGAAGGCCUUACUCCUCGUAAGAAGCCAAUCGUGUUUUACGGUACCAGCAUCACACAUGGCGCGUGUGCCAGUCGUCCAGGAAUGGUCUACACGGCAAUUCUCGGCCGAUGGUUCGAUCGCCCAGUGGUCAAUCUCGGGUUUUCGGGUAACGGAAAGAUGCAUGAAGAAGUGGCCGACUACCUCGUGCAGGUCGACGCCGCGGUUUACGUGAUCGACUGUUUGCCCAAUAUGGGACCCUCCGACGUUGAAACUCGCUGCGUUCCGCUUGUGCAACAAAUCCGGGCAGCAAAACCAGACACGCCGAUUAUUCUGGUUGAAGAUCGACGCAACACGAAUGACUGGAUUUUACCGGCUCGAAGCAAACAUCACACCGCCAAUCAUGCGGCCCUCAAUGCAGCCUACAAACAACUAACGGAUGCCGGCGUAACCAACUUGUAUUACAUCGAAGGAGACAACUUAUACGGCGAUGACACAGAGGGUGCGACCGACGCUUCGCACGCGAGUGAUUUAGGAUUCAUGCGUCAGGCCGAGAUCUUCAAGCCUGUCCUUGAGAAAGCCCUGAGCUCGAACUAA